AGCGUUGUGGCUCAAGCUGCGCAGGGGAGUUAUUGCGAGGGACAGGAACCCUAGCUGCAAAAAAACGUGCAUGUAUUUUUAAUUUUAGAAAGAUAAAUAAAUAAAUAUCAUUAUAAUGCCUGGGAUGAUGGAUAAAGGGUCGGAUUACCUAGGGAAAGGUCGGUCUAACGGGACGAAAAGCCCCUCAAACGCCUCGAAUGGCCAUUUUUCUGAUGAGAGUGGCAGCGACGAAGAGCACGAUGUUGGAAUGCGUGUGGGAUCCGAUUAUCAAGCCAAUAUUCCUGAAUAUGAUCCUGGUUCUACCAAGUACAGUGAUAAAGACACAGGAGGCAUGUUAGUGUGGUCCCCAUAUCAUACUAUUGCGGACACUAAAUUGGAUGAAUACAUUGCCAUAGCAAAGGAGAAACAUGGCUAUAAUGUGGAGCAGGCUCUUGGCAUGCUCUUCUGGCAUAAGCACAACAUUGAGAAGUCCCUGGCAGACCUGCCCAACUUCACCCCUUUCCCAGAUGACUGGACGGUGGAGGACAAAGUGCUGUUUGAGCAAGCCUUCAGCUUCCAUGGCAAGAGCUUUCAUAGGAUCCAGCAGAUGUUGCCAGAUAAAUCCAUAUCAAGUCUUGUGAAGUACUACUAUUCAUGGAAAAAGACCAGAUCCAGGACAAGCUUGAUGGACAGACAAGCAAGAAAGCUGGCAAACCGAAGUAAUCAAGAUGAAAGUGAUGAGGAAAUGGAGGAGGCCAAUCCUAUCGAGGCAAACGACAGUGAUUAUGACCCUACGAAAGAGACGAAGAAAGAAAGCCAUGUUGAGCCACAGAUAAUGAGCUCUAAGAUCAGCAUGGGCCGGCGAGACCAUCAGACACUGCAGCAUCGACACCACUCACAACGCUCCAAGUGCCGUCCACCCAAAGGCAUGUACCUCACACAGGAGGAUGUGGUGGCUGUGUCCUGCAGCUCCACUGCUGCUAACACCGUCCUCCGACAGCUCGACAUGGAGCUUGUCUCUCUUAAAAGACAGGUCCAAAAUGCCAAGCAGCUGAACAGUGCUCUGAAACAGAGGAUUGAAUCUGGAAUAGAUGAACACCGCCUGCCUGAGUCCAACCAAAAAAUCAACGCACGCUGGACAACAGAUGAGCAGCUCCUAGCAGUUCAAGGAGUACGCAAGUACGGCAAAGACUUCCAGGCCAUUGCAGAUGUUAUUGGCAAUAAAACAGUGGGGCAAGUUAAGAACUUCUUUGUGAACUAUCGACGCCGUUUUAACCUGGAGGAGGUGCUACAGGAGUGGGAAGCCGAGCAGGGAACUCGUGCUCCCAAUGGAGACAGUUCAGCCGCUGGAGAGGAUGGAAAAAGCAGCUCCAAUCCACCUUCAGGAAAGAGCACAGAUGAAGAGGAAGAGGAGGGUCAGGUGACGCCUGUCUCUGGACCGUCUCCCAUAGCUGUAGCAUCACUGUCCAUGGCAGCAGCAAGCGGUAGCACCUCCUUGAAUCAGCCUCCACCUUUAUUACGGCCGUCUCUGCCAGCCACUCCUGCACUGCAUCGCCAGCCUCCACCCCUCCAGCAGCAGGCUCGUUUCCUGCAGCCUCGUUCGGCUCUGAACCAGCCACCGCCACUCAUUCGGCCUUCUAACCCACUCCCCCCACGCCUCAAUCCUCGCCCUGCUGCUCCAGCCAACACCGGCAUAGGUCCACAGCCCCCCACACUAGUGGGAAUCCCUUCUGAAAACCCAUCCUCUUCUCUGCACUGAGCAUGAGCAUUAUACCCCAAAUUGAGGAAGAGAAAGAAGCACUUGCAAAAAAUGUUGUUGUUGAAUUUGUGGUAUUGAUUUCUAUCACUUUUAUGUUAUCAUCAUCAGAGGACAGUACAGAUCAUGUACAGAUGAGAAAUUUAAACAAAAUCUAAGUGGAGAUAGUAGCGCGUGUUUCUGGUCAGCUUCUGUGCAUUUUGCCAUUGAUUUUCCAAGUCUCUGGAACAGUGCUGGAGUGAUAAACAUCAUUCCUUCAAAAAUAUUUCUCUGUUUAGUGUUUUGGUGAUGGUGGUGGAGAGUGCUGACAAAUCUGGUGCUCCAAAAUCUGCCACAGGUGUUCGGUUUGUUUGAGAUUUGUUGACUGAAGUCCAAAAAUUUACAUCAUAUUCACGCUAAUCAAUCACUGAGUCCUUGUGCCCUGUGGAUUUGGGUCUUUCUGCAAGAGACCCCUCACGUCGGGUUAGAUCUUCUUGUCAUAGCAAAAGUUUUCUAAGAAGUACUUUGUAUUGAUUCACAGCAACUCUUUUCUUUAAGGGAAAAGCCAAACCAUUCCAGAACAAGGCCCUUACAGCAUUAAAGAUCCAUUGGUUUUCUUUGAAUUUGUCACCAAUUUGCAUGUAACCUUUAGCCUUUGACUGAUAUGUGUAUAUUAUGUUUAUUUAAAUAUUGUGUAACUGACCCUUUUAAAAUGUUUUACUCAAAACAUGUUGCUCUUAUGACUUCAUACGAGUGGCAAAACACAACUCCUUCGUUCUAAAAAUGUGUUUGCUGCAAACCAAAUGUCCAGGGAGUUGAGCUGGGCUUGAUCCAACUCCUAUAACCCUAAUCCGUGAGACACUCUACAACACAGAACAAUACACUUAUCCAGACUGAAACACAGAGUUGUCUCUGCCUCCUGGACUUUUGGCUCAAAUCUGAUGCAGGCGGAACUGAAUUAGUUCAGACUUCCCCAUUGGACUUACAAUACAGCAGUUACUGGUAUUUGCUCACAGUCAGAUAGUGAGUGAGGUGUUUUUUUUUUUUUUUUUUUUUUUAAAGGACUAAUCAAGUCCUUCAUUUUCCUGAUGUAAGUGUUCAGUGCACAUUUUUUUGUGACACUCUUGUCAUGUGUAUAUAAACAUUAUUUAUUUUUAUACUUGGUGCUAAUGACUACAGACAGAUUAAUGCCUAAUGUCCAGAUCUUGCGCCAUAAAAGUGCUCUUAAAGUUUAAGAGAACAUCAUGUUUGUUUUAAAAUGGACAUUUCAGUCUUUAAACAUUGUCACAAGUCUCGAGUCUCUCCGCAAACUACUGUGGACAUUACAUGAUGAUGAAUGGCCAAUUGAUUUUCAUUGAGCAUGGUAAUUAAUAGCCUGGAUUACAAUCUUGUUGAUUAUGAACAUUAACAACUGACAUCAAGGGGUCUCAACGUUAAUUAAGAAAUUUUAUGUAAUAUUCAAAUAUUAGUCAUAAUUUUUUGGUUUCAUCUUCAAACUGUUAUGGUCCCAAUAAUUGUACAAAUCAUAUUACACAUACAGAUUCCAGGAGACAUUAUUUGAGUUAUUGAGGUUUGACAUGUUGAACAGGCUAAUAACUAAUAAUAGGUAUCAGAACUUUGGUGUUUUCACCACUGUAAAAAAUUUGAUAGUCAUGGCCCCCCUGAUCAUAUAUGUCACUUGUCAUCUUGUGCAGUCAUUUCCAUCCAACUGUUAUUAUUUAUUUGUACAUGUUGGUUGUUGCUUUUGGGAUCAUUGGAUAGAAUAGCAGAUGAUUGAACCAGAGAUUAAGCUGUUGACUAGGUGAGUGAGUUCAGUCCAACGCUGGUAGUUCCAUUUCUUAUUGCACCCUGUAGCAUUAAAUUAUGUACCUUUUUUAUGUGGAUAUGUUAUUGAUAUGUUUAUUUGCCUAUUCAAAAAAUGGAUACUUGUUCUUCAUUUUAUAAUCUUCACUGUUUUGCUGUAAUUCCACUUUGUUUUGUUAAUUCAGUCUGUAGAGAUGUUGGGUUUGUGUUGUUCCUGCAUGUCACUAUGUUCAUAAAUUCAUUGCUGUGUAUGUAUUUUAAUCAGUUUGUGUUGUAUUUUAUCUCAUAUAUGCCAACUUUAUAGUUUCUUUCAUGUGUAAAUUUGGUCCCUUUUUACACAGUUACCUCUUAGAAUGUCAAAAUUAUUUAUAGCAUUUAAGUAGAAGCCACUUUCUUAGCGGGUUAAUUUUUUUCCCUGUAACACUUGACAGACACAAUGUGUACUUCCUCUGCAUUUCAGGCAUUAAAGCAGAAGUGUCCACACUAAA
This is a messenger RNA of Tachysurus vachellii, 4005 nucleotides long. RefSeq names its product REST corepressor 3 (gene rcor3). Lineage: Eukaryota; Metazoa; Chordata; Actinopteri; Siluriformes; Bagridae. The transcript is spliced from 12 exons. Gene Ontology annotation, molecular function: transcription corepressor activity. Gene Ontology annotation, biological process: regulation of transcription by RNA polymerase II; negative regulation of DNA-templated transcription. The coding region runs from base 116 to 1738 and encodes 540 amino acids. Gene Ontology annotation, cellular component: histone deacetylase complex; transcription regulator complex. The record is from RefSeq and is a predicted model, not a curated record.